AUGGCGAUCCGGAACUUAGAUGUAAUUCCCCGAUUUCCAAAACGACGUGAAAUUCAAAAAUUAUCAGUAAAUACCACUGUCAAUCUCAAUGCUGUACCGGCUCAAUCCCCCAUUCCACUUCCCAGCUCUCCUUCCAAAAUCAUGGCUCUAUCGGCCUAUUCAAGAGAUUUAUCACUAUGGGGAAUACCGCGUUGGCCAUUUGAACCGAAAAUGGAACGAAUACGUACGCUCGUACUAGAUCGUUUGGGACUGCGAGCUGAUAUGCCUUGCGUCGUAUCCUUUGAUUCGAGAACAGCAUUUAGGAAAAUCUACAAGAUUAUUAUUCAUCAGAAGAUAGAACUACAAGAGGGUAGAGAAGGGCAGAAAGAGAGGACAUAUAACUUGAGUGUUAGAUAUCCUUUACAAGAAAGUGACGAAACGCUGAGUGAAGUGGCCACUAUGAAAUUUGCAAGGAAAUCGGGGGUUCCAGCCCCAAGGGUAAUCGCUUGGGAUGCGGACAGAAGGAAUAGACUGGGAUUCGAGUGGAUCUUGACAAGGGGAUUGGAGGGUAAAUGUCUCAGGAAUAAAUGGGGAAAUUUAUCAUUUGGACAAAAGGAGAAAGUGGUAAAAAGCAUAGCGAAAUACCAAGCAAAACUGUUUGCGACGAAUUUUGACCACAUUGGAAAUCUUUUCGACGCGCAAGAUGCGGAUGAUUACAUCACGGACUACCGAUACGUACCCAUUUGGAAAGAGAUAUUUACGAAAUUACGGACCUCGACUAAUGAAGAAGAAAUGAUUGAAGCACAAAGCCUUCAGAAGCUUGUUGAAAAGAUUCAUGUUAAAAUCCUUCAAAUAUUUCCCGAAACAACUGUAUCCACAGUCCUAGUCCAUGACGAUUUGUCAAUGAGAAACAUUUUAAUUGAUGAAAUGGGAAAUGUAACUGGAAUCUUGGGAUGGGAAAAUGCGAUGGUAAUGCCGACCUGGAAGGCAACCCAAUUCCCGCAAAUGUUGAGUGGUGAGUAUACACCGCAAUCAGAGAGUCUAGGUCAGGAGCAUAUUACUGGAAAUAUGGAUGCAAGAAUUGAAGCAGUAAGAUUGAGACGUCUGUAUGACGAGGAUAUGGCAAAGAGGGUAGUCGCUUGGAAAGAAGAAAUCAUACGAGGGAAAACGAAGAGGGAGCUUGAAUUUGCAUGCAAAUUUUCCAGUAUUGAGAGUUGCAUAAAGGAAAUUGGGAAUUGGGUAGAUGCACUCGAAACAAAUGUACCAAUAGCUCUAGUAAAACAAUAA
This is a messenger RNA of Sclerotinia sclerotiorum 1980 UF-70, 1266 nucleotides long. RefSeq lists its product as hypothetical. NCBI's taxonomy places the organism in Eukaryota, Fungi, Ascomycota, Leotiomycetes, Helotiales, Sclerotiniaceae. Gene Ontology annotation, molecular function: protein kinase activity. The transcript has 2 exons. The coding region runs from base 1 to 1266 and encodes 421 amino acids. Gene Ontology annotation, biological process: protein phosphorylation. The record is from RefSeq and is a predicted model, not a curated record.